CACUUCUCAUUUCCCGCCAAACAUAACAAAAAAAACAUUUUAGAGAGAGAGAGGCACAGUGUGUGUGUGUGUGUGAGAAAUCGGAGAAUCAAUCAAUUGGAGGAUAUGGAAGAGUUUCCUGAUGCAGCAGAACUCGAAUGGCUCGAAGCCAACACUACUACUUACCCUGAAGACGAAGAAGAAUACGACCUCGAUCUCGAAUUUCCUCAAUCAGAACCCGGAUCCGACCCGAAACCCACUCUCUCACUUCCCCCUAAAUCCUCACUACCACAACCGCAGAUCAACGGUAAGAAAAGGUUUCUACCCGACGAUCCUGAGUCGUCGGAUGUAGUGAUUACAGAGGAGAAGAGGAGUAGAGUUGAGGUUGAUGUUGAGGAUAAUGAUGAGGAUUGGCUACGUUUUUCGCCUCCGAAGCAGCCUGACGAGGAGGAACCAAUGGUGGAAGAGGAACAGGAAGAGGAAGAGGGAGAGAAGAUAUUGGCUAAGUAUGCUUCGGAGAUUGAUGGGGAUUGUAUACCUGUUACUGGUUUGGAUGAUGGUGAGAGGGUUUAUGCUAAGAUAAGUAGAGUUGAAAAUGAAAGGGUUAAGAAAUUGGAGCUAAAGGAAUAUUCUACUGGUCUUAUUCAGGAACCUGUUAGGGUCCUAAUGCAAAGAGUGGAACACGAUCAAUUCACAAAGGCUCUGGAAGCUAGUUCUGAAGAUCUAAAUGAAGCAAAUCUUCCAAUAGGAACUGUGGUGAAUGAGCAACUUUGGGUGGAUAAGUAUGCUCCUAGUUCGUUUACAGAGCUUCUCAGUGAUGAGCAAACAAAUCGUCAGGUACUAAUGUGGUUGAAGCAAUGGGAUUCCUGUGUUUUUGGGGUUGAAAUUAAGAGUACUACAGAUGAUGUCUUGUCUUCUCUGAAACGGCAUUCAUUGGCUGUUCAACAUCCAAGACGUUCUUCUAGGAGUUCUUUUGGAAAUAGCAGAGAACCCAGAAUAGACAAUGAGAGAGCUCAUAAUGAUAUGCAUCUAGAGAAUAGUGAUUCGGACAGAAUUAAGGACCUUUGGGACAAGAAGCAAAGAAAAGGUGGUCCUCCAGAACAAAAGAUUCUUUUGCUUUGUGGUCCUCCGGGGCUAGGGAAAACAACACUUGCACAUGUUGCUGCUCAGCAUUGUGGGUAUCGAGUGGUUGAGAUUAAUGCAAGUGAUGAUCGAUCAUCCUCCAGCAUUGAAGCUAAAAUACAUGAUGUCGUUCAAAUGAACUCUAUAAAUGCUGAUUCAAAGCCCAAAUGUUUGGUUAUUGAUGAAAUAGAUGGGGCUCUUAAUGAUGGAAAGGGAGCUGUCGAGGUCAUCCUAAAAUUGGUUUCUGCUGACAGAAAAUUGCGUGCAGGCAAAGAAAAUGAAUCCGAGGGAGGAAAUGCUGGGCAGAAGUCAUCAAAAAAGAGGCAUCAAAAAGCAUCUUUGCUAAGACCUGUUAUUUGCAUUUGUAAUGACCUUUAUGCUCCUGCCUUAAGGCCUUUGCGUCAGGUAGCAAAGGUUCAUAUCUUUGUCCAACCAACAGUAAGUCGUGUUGUUAACAGGCUCAAAUACAUUUGUAACAAAGAAAGAGUGAAGACAAGCUCCAUCGCUCUUACUGCUCUAGCAGAGUAUACUGAAUGUGACAUAAGAUCGUGCCUGAACACCCUUCAGUUUCUUAACAAGAAGAUGGAGACUCUUAAUGUGUUGGAGCUCAGUUCUCAAGUUGUUGGGCGGAAGGAUGCAGCAAGAAGUGCUUUUGAUAUUUGGAAAGAAGUUUUGCAAAAGAGGAAAGUAAAGCAGACAAAGAAAUCCUUUAAUUGCUUCAGCAGUAUGUCCAGUGACUUUGAGACACUGCACUCUCUAAUAUCUCAUCGUGGUGACUAUGACUUAAUUUUGGAUGGGAUCCAUGAGAACUUUUUGCAACUCCAUUAUACGGACCCUGUGAUGCAAAAGACAGUCAAAUGCUUAGAGAUUCUUGGUUGCUCGGAUAUAUUUCAUCAAUACACCAUGCGCACUCAACAUCUCUCCCUUCAAGUUUAUCAGCCUCCUCUUGCAAUAUCUAUACAUGGGCUCAUAGCUCAAAUUGGAAAACCAAAUAUUGAAUGGCCUAAGUCUUUCCAAAGAUAUCGAACAAUGUCAAUAGAAAAGAAGGAAAUCUUACACUCAUGGAAGAACAAGAUAUCACCCUGCAUCUCUAGGCAUCUCUCAACUAAAUCCUUUGUGGAAGACUUGAUUUCUCCAUUCCUACAUAUUCUGUCCCCAUCAACACUGAAACCGGUAGCAUUGCAUAUGCUCUCAGAGAAAGAAAAAGCUGAUUUGUCUCAGUUAGUAAAUACAAUGGUGUCCUAUGCCAUGACGUACAAGAACAUAAAAUCUGAUCCUUUACUGGGUAUGCAACAUGGUGCUUCAGAUGCAUCAAUGCUUUCAUUGGAUCCCCCAAUUGGUCAAUUUAUAAACUUCAAGGGUUAUGAUUCCUGUCAUCUUGUUCUGGCAUCGGCUGUGAAAGUGUUCUUGGUACAUGAGGCGGAAAAGCAAAAAAUUUUGCAAGGAAGUAGCUACCUUCGCUCACCAUCCACUGGUGUGGAAAGCCAGGACAUUUUGAGGUGCGAGAAUAGCAGUACACUAUCUAAAGCAUCGGCUUCUUCAGAUAAAACAAUACAUUUCAGAGAUACCUCUAGACAAAAGCAAUAUGACUUGCCUAGCUCUUCUAGUCAGAAUAAAAGAUCUGGUGGAGGUACCACAGCUAGCGGGAAAAUGGGCUUGCCUGAAAGAAAGAAGAAAUCGUUUGUCGAUUCUCGUUCCUUUUUUGACAGGUUUAGGAAGCCAAGUGGCAAAGAUACUCAAGAUAACAACAAUGCUAAACCUGGACAAAACUUGGAGGAGAGGGAUUCACGGCCUUUGUUGUUUAAAUUUAACGAGGGGUACACCAAUGCAGUCAAGAGACCAGUAAGAAUUCGUGAAUUUCUGAAGUGAUAUAAGUGCUAUAUGUAAUUAUACAAGUGUUGUAUUAUUUUUUUAACAUAGCAGUUAAAAUGUAGAUCAAUAUGCUUCUAGGGUCGAAGAAAGCAGAACUACCACCAUGUAUUUCAUGCCAAAAAAAAAUUGUCAAUGCAUUAAAUGCUGUACAAAAUUAUAAUGGAAAGAUAUCUUUAAUAGUUUCUGAUGCU
Lycium barbarum (goji berry) is the source of this 3164-nucleotide messenger RNA. RefSeq lists its product as uncharacterized. The transcript has 24 exons. The record is from RefSeq and is a predicted model, not a curated record. Gene Ontology annotation, molecular function: ATP binding; ATP hydrolysis activity. Lineage: Eukaryota; Viridiplantae; Streptophyta; Magnoliopsida; Solanales; Solanaceae. The coding region runs from base 106 to 2970 and encodes 954 amino acids.